Messenger RNA from Candidozyma duobushaemuli, 1377 nucleotides. RefSeq lists its product as uncharacterized. NCBI's taxonomy places the organism in Eukaryota, Fungi, Ascomycota, Pichiomycetes, Serinales, Metschnikowiaceae. Bases 1 to 1377 code for a protein of 458 amino acids. The record is from RefSeq and is a predicted model, not a curated record. The transcript has a single exon.
AUGAAGUUCGUAUUCCUCCCGCUUUUUGCGCUUUUCAGUCUUCUUUCCUUCUCGGCAGCUUUGCCUGUCGAGAUGCAGAAUCUUGCUCUCAAGGAAGAGUUUGUCGUCAAGAGAGAAGAACAGGAGGAGACCGCUCCUUUGCAGAAAAGAGAAAACGAGAGACUCACCGGUUUCCUCGCCUCGCUCAACAGAACAGGCGCCGGUGUGUUUUUCGUCAGAAACGCCGUCAACUCCCCAGGUAUCAACAACGCCAUCAUGAGAACCAUUGGUGAUUUGUUCAGAGGCGACGGCAUCGAGUCCUUUUUGCAUGCUGCCGACGAGUCCGGCAUGGCCCUCGACUUGACCCUCUUGUUCUUCACCCACUGGGAAGUCUGGGAUGGUCUCACUGACCUCACCCACUACUACCGGGGCACUGAUCCUUCUCAAACGGGCUCUUUGCUUGUGGCCAUCACGAAGUUGAUUUUCCAGAACUUCUUCGGCGACUUUUUCGGCAACAGCACUAUGGGCGGAUUGUUCAACAUUUUCAGCGGCAGCAGAGGCGCUGGAGCAGCAUCUGGAAUGCGUGGGCUCUUGAGCGGGCUCUCUGAUAUUUCUUCCUCGGCUUCUGCCGGUGUGGCUUCCUCCGCUGGUGCCUCUUCGUCCGACAGCGACUUUGACGGAAUCUUUGACAUUUUGAAUCUGCUCGGUGGUGACACUUCUUCCAACAGAACCACUGGCACCUCUGUGACUCCCGCUGCUGCCACUUCUGCCACUCCAGUUGCUGCCACUUCAGCUGCUGACGCUCCAGUUUCCACCGACGAAGCAGAAUUGGACAUUGACGACGAGGACGAGGACAGUACGCUUGCUGAACAAUUCGCCGAUGUCGCCUCCGACGUUGCCUCUUUCUUCAAGCGUUCCGACGACGAGGACCGUGCCAUCAUGAAGCGUGACUCCGACGUUUUGGCCCUCAGAGUCACCAGACUCCUCAAGCGUUUGGAAGACUCGGAAGAAAACGCCGACGACGACGUCGCCGUGGCCACCAUGGACGACUACAACGAAGCCUGGGACCAGACCACCUCGAUCAUGGCCGAGGAGGACCUGGACUCGCUUGGAUUGUUGAUUUCCUUGCAGAAGUCCGGGCUUGGUAUCAGCGUGAUCCACGACGCCUUGACCCACCACAGAUGGCACAAAUUCAUCAAGAACACCAUUGAAUACCUUCUCGAGGAGGAACUUCUUGACUUGGAGGAGUUGGUGCGUUCGCUUUUCACUACUGGUGUGAUUUGGAGCGUCAUUGGCGACAUUCUCCAAUCCCACGUCAGAACCGUUCUUGACUUUGUCGGCGGCGUCUUGAGAAACGAGGUCAACGUGCUUGGUUUCCUCAGAGCCCUUCUUACCUGA